AUGGGGUGGCAUGAGCACUUCAGACGACACUGCGGCCGGACCUACACUCCCGCCGAGCAUGUUGGAUGGUACUGUUGAACUCGAAUCUCAGAAAAAACCCCCCACUUUUCAGUGAAAUCAAAGUCGAAGUCGCGGUCCAGAAGCAGGUCCCGCGAUCGCAAGAAGGACAAGAAGAAAAGGUCGCGUUCGCGAGACAAACGGUCCAGAUCCCGCGACAGGGAACGUCGUCGGCGAUCCAGAUCCAGAGACAGACGGCGAAGUCGCUCCAGGGAUCGGAAAAGGUUCCGUUGCAAUUUUUAAGCACUGUUCAAGUUCAAAUAGCCAUAGAGUGUAAAAGAUAACUAAAUUUCGGAGGGUCAGAGAUAAUUUUGCAUUUUUUUUUUGAACACGACGUUAAAUCAAUCUAUGGAGGGAUAGUAUUUUGAAUAAACCUCUAAAUCUGAUAUGAAACUUUUCAGAAGUCCAACAAUGGUCCCAUCAGUUCCGCACGUCAUCAAGGAACCGGUUAUCAACCCGCUAAUUCGUCAGGAUCUUGGUUUGUCCCAUUUUCCUGUUUCAAGUCGUUUUUGUUAGAGAUCAGAAUAUUUUUUUUUGUUACUUUUCACUUCGAUUGCACACUAGUUCAUUUUAUAUUUUUGAGAAAAAAAGUAAAAUCAAAUUUUUUUGAAGGUAUCUCUUUUUUUCAUAGUAUUUUCAAAAUAUUUUUGGCUGCGAUGUAAAAAUUUCUGUACUUUUUUUGAGGUGGGCACGAUAGGGUUAUGAUAAAAUUGAAAAAAAUUUACUGGCUUUAGAUUAGAUACCGUUGUCCGCUGUCUUGAACACACGUGAAAAAAAUAGAAUGGAAAGUAAAUUUAAAAAAAUUUUUGCGGUUCUUCAAAGAAAAUAAUUUUUUUAAAACAGGAGUUGAACAACUUCUAACAAAGAAGUGACGAAGAACAAAUAGAUUAUAUUUUUUUAUUUAAAAAAAGUUUUUUUGGUUUCCAAAUCCAUACCUUGAAAAUAAAAAGAUUUUUUUAUUUACAGCAGCUCCGGGGCAGGCUCCGACGGACCAAUCUGGUAUGCAGGUGGCUUUUGGCCGGGUUUCCGGCGAAACGGGAGCGGAAAAGUCGAUGGUCGACGACCAAAAGCUUCGUCCCCGGAAUGCCCACCAUUUUGCCGUCUGAUCUCACCGAAGAGCAAAGGACAGCUUAUUUACGUCGGUUUUUCAUUAUCUGUUUUUUUAAACCUUGAAAUUGGAAAAAAAUUCGAAAAAAAUUUAAUAAAAAAAUUAGAAAAAAAUGGUGUAAUGAAGCAACAGGGAGGCCUCGUUUAUUGAUACCAAAAUCCAGUAGAAUCUGAGAAUUUUUCAUGCGGUUUGCUUUCAGUAGAACUUACAAAGUUUCGGUUUCCAUUGAUUCUUGAAAAAUUUUAUUGGUUUAACAAAGAAGAGCAAAAAAAAUUUAAAAAUUUGGAGAAUAAUCGGCGAAAUUUUCCUGCUUCAGUUUUCGUAUCCCGAAAAAUUGACUUUUUAAUUUUUCUACUUUGGCCUUGGUCGAAAAAUUGAAAUUUGAGUAAAUUCGAUCAAGGCGCAGUACUUUGAAGGUUUCAAGAAACAGUAGAAUUGAGGUUAUGAUGUCAUAAAAAUUAUAAAUAUUCAAGCUGCGAAGAAUAGAAUGAUAAGUAUACUUGGGAUUUUUCUCUUUCAGUUCAACUAGAAAUAGAAGAUGCGACGAGAAAGCUGCGCCUCGGAGAUUUUAUUGGCUCUUCAGAUCCGGCUGAAAGGUUUGACUUCAUUUUUUUUUUUUGGAUCCUUGAUUCUUAUCUGAACCAUGAAUGGCUGCCAAUACCUUUUAUUGAACCAUCCUAUGAAUCUUAAAUCUUAAAAAACACCUUGGAAAUUUUACGGCUGCAAUGUUGAACCUACUGGAAAAAGAUGAGUUCCUGUUGGAAAUAUCCUCCAAAAAGUUAAAAAAAUUUCUUUCUUACUCUUCAAAAAAUGUAAGAUCAAGAAUAUUUUUUCAGAAGUCCGUCUCCGGAGCCGAUUUACGACGCAAACGGAAAACGACUCAAUACUCGCGACGUGCGGAAACGACAGGAGCUGGAGCAGCUCCGACAUGAGAAAAUUCAGGCUCUCCUCCGUAUCAAUCCAAAUUUCAAACCUCCUGCUGACUAUAGGUGAAGCGACUAUUCUAUGAAAUGCACGUAAUUUUAAAUCUCAGGGCACCCAAUAUUCGACUUCACGAUAAGGUCUGGAUACCACAGGACGAACAUCCCGAAUUGAAUUUUGUUGGUCUUUUGAUUGGCCCGCGAGGAAAUACGCUGAAGAGUCUGGAAGCGGAGACUGGCGCUAAAAUUAUCAUCAGGUAAUUUUUCAUUCAAGUUCGAAAUUUUUCUCAAAAGAACUUUCAAACUAUAUGAAAAAUGGAUGGUAGGACGUUGCUCGUUUAAAAGUUUUCAAGCGAGAUAGUAUUAGGAGCUGUGGAGACGCCAGACAACGAGAUUACUGUGUCCCUUCAGCGAAUGUUGAUCUCUCACUAGUGAACUUUGAAGACCAAGUUUUGGGUCCUAUCGUAGAAAAAUGCGUGAAAGUCAGGCUCAAUUAAAAAGAAGAGUGAAAUAAGAAAACAUUGAGUUUAAAACGAAUAAAAUAUUAAAUUUUUUCUCGAACUUAAACGUUUUUAAGGCAUCUUUUUAAAUUUUCAGAGGAAAAGGAUCAGUGAAAGAGGGAAAAUUAGCGAACAGAAUGGGUCCUAUGCCUGGCGAGAAUGAGCCGCUUCACGCCUACGUCACAGGAACCGAUCAGGCGACCAUCAAAAGAGCCUGCGACAGGGUAAUUUUCGAUCUUUGUCUCUGAAAGAUUAUAUCUCUACCUUUGAGAACAAAUACCAGAAGAUAUAGAAUUUUUAAAAAUCAAUAAAUAAAAUUGAAAUUCAUAUUUUUUUCGAAAUUCGGCUCUCCCAUAGUGGCAGAGUAGUCAUCUGAACUCAAAAGUAUCCAAAAUGGGUAUCUGUUUUAUUGAUGUAAGCUAUGAUCGGGAGUUGAUUCUUUUAGGUUCUUUUCAACUGAGAUAUAUUUCUCCGAUCUAAAAGGUUAAUUUUAGGAAUUUGUAAAAUUUUUAAAAGUUAUCAGUACUUUUAGCUGAGCUGUCAAACUUUGAAUCACUUUUUUUUCUGAUCAGAAAUAUUUCUGAGAUAGUUUGUAGGGUUUUUAAUAAUUCGGUUUCAGUUCAGAGCUCAUUUUGUAGUCUUAAGCUCUUUAUAUUUUACUCAAGUGAUAAAGGUAACAUUAAAAUGAUUACAGAUCCGGUCGAUAAUCGCGGCGGCGACAGAAAUUCCCGACGGACAGAAUGAGCUCCGGAAAUUGCAGCUCCGUGAGUUGGCGUUGCUCAACGGAACUCUGCGGCCUGAGGAUCUUGUCAAGUUAGUUUUUACUUAUUUUUCUUCGAUAUUUCUGUCAUAAGAGCAUAUUUGAAACAUAGGAUAAAGCCUCAAAAUAUCUUAUUUUCUUAUAUUCUUCGACUUUUUUUUUCAAUCACUUCACUUUUCUCUAAUUUUUUAGCGGUGCUCGUUGUUCGAAUUGCGGCUCUGACGAGCACAAAACGUGGGAAUGUCCUGACGCUCCGAACGUGACGGGUCAGAUCAAAUGUAAUAUCUGCGGAGGUCCGUUCGACUUUUCCUCAUUUCUUAAGUUCAUUUUUGAACUUUUCAGCCUUUGGUCACAUUUCUCGGGAUUGUAAAAACCCUCAGAUGGCCGGCGACGCGAGUUAUAUGCAGGUAAUUAAUUGACUUUUUGAGGGAAGAAUUUUCCUGAAAAAGGCUCAUUUUGAUUUUUAAAAUUGUUUUUUUUUUUGGACUUUUCGUGGGAACUCUACUAGGAACUUUGAAAUGGAAUAGUCCCUAUUUGAAAGUCAAAUGUUUCAAAGUUUGAAUAUAUACGAAAAAUGAGAAAAAAAAACAAAUGAUCUGAAAUGAAAGCGCGAAAGAGUGCUCACUAUUCCAAGUCUUGGUGGAUGAGGUAUAAUUUGCUCUCACUCAGGCUGGAAUGGACGACGAAUACGCGGCGUUGAUGGAUGAAUUGGGAGAAAAGUCGGUGAGACCGUCUGCUCCUUCGACGGCCGACCGAGGCGCCAGCAUGCGAGGACGUGCCGGCUUCGGAUACCGAGGCGGAGCGGUCAGUCUUCAGUUCAGCAAUCUGAACGCUCUUGGAUCAUUUCAGCGUGGCGGAGCUUCCUUCCUGCCCAGCAUGAUCUUCGGAGAUCAACAGCCGCCAGAGCCUCACUACGGCGGCGCCACCAUACAAUCUGCCACCAAUGCUUUUGGUGAGUUGUCGGAGAUUAUUGCUUCGAUCUCAGGUCACUCCUUAGUUAGGUUUUUCAUGCAAAUUUCGAGAUUUUGAUCAAUUUUUAAAGUACUAAAUGAAACUUCUUAGUGUUUCAAAUGAUAAGAAAUUAGUAGACUUCAUGUUGACUCAUUGAAAAGUCACAAAAAUAGCUUUUUUUUUUUUUGAAGCUUGAGACUUUGGUUUUUUUAAAAAAAUGCGCAGAUUUAAAUUUUCAAGAUUUCAUCAUUUUGUAGACUGAAAAAAACUUUCUAGCAAACUACCAGGACUUUUUCAUAAUUUAGAAUAAAUAUUCUCGUUGUGAGGAGAAAAGUAAGUUUUUUACAUACAUUUUCUCUUUUAAUAAUUGGAAAAAAAAAAAUUUUUUCAGCGGCCGCAAGUGCUCAAGCCUACAGUACCGACUAUUCGGCUCAAGACCCAUAUGCGGCCCACUACCAGCACUAUUCACAGCAGCAGCAGCAACAGCAGUACGGCGCUCAGCCGCCCUACAAUUUCUUCGCGAGCCCCGGGGCUCGUGGCGGUCGAGGAAGGGGAGCGUACGUUCAUUUCUCACUUUUUAGGAAUUUUUACUUGGUGUAAAAACCGCAUUCAUUAUGAUGACUUUAAGAAUAGAUAUAUAGAGCUCUGUUAGUAAAUAAAAUUUGAAGUCAACAUAUUUGUUAAUCCCUGAAAAUUUACGAACUGGGCAGUAUACAAGGAAGGAAGGCCAUCUGUCAUGUUCACCACUAUAGCUUCAGAAAUUGAAAUUUUUUUUGUUGCGGAUUGUUGCGAAGUUGCGAGUUUAGGAAGCAAAGUUAUAUCUCUAAUUUAGAAUUUAGUGUGAAACACGACUGUAUCUUUGAUUUUGAGAAGAGAAAAGAUAUCGCGGACAGGACAGAUUCUAAUCACUUGACUAGGGGGUCAAAAGCUACUUUUGAAGCCAUAACGAACAACCGCUUUUGGCGAACUAGAAGUCCGAACGUGUAGUUAAUCAAGUUGAAAGCAAGGUAUUACGGUCUUUCGUCUUAUUCUUCUGAGCGUAGUCCAUCCAUUUGAGCCUUGAAGAGCUUAGAAUGUAGGAGAGCCCGAAGACCGUGCUCUGGGUAGAAACUUAAAAUUAGAGCGACCGCUUCGAUUGAAGACAUUGCACGGAGGUGAAAAAUUAGUAGCUACUGGUUUUUGCUUGAACUUUUCACGAAAUGACUCUGCAGAUGGUAUGGAAGCGGCGGUUCGACAACGAUGCCUCUCCCAGUGCCGCCACCUCCUCCAGCUCCUCUCGGCGGCUUCGUUCCGCCUCCGCCGCCGCCGCCCCCAAUGCCACACAACGACCUGGCUCGGCUUCUCUCUGCACCGGCUCCGCCUCCGCCACCACCACCUCCGUCUUAA
This is a messenger RNA of Caenorhabditis auriculariae, 5682 nucleotides long. The record is from the annotation of a GenBank genome assembly. NCBI's taxonomy places the organism in Eukaryota, Metazoa, Nematoda, Chromadorea, Rhabditida, Rhabditidae.